AUUGAUAUUCGGGAAGUGAGGAAAGCGGUACUGUGCUGAAUGACCCUUCUGAAGUUCUUGAAUCUUUGAAUCCGCAAUCGACCAAUUCGAAAAUCACCGCCAACCAUGUCUUCCGCAUACUACUCGCCGCUCGUCAGCGAUGACUUGAUCUGGGAGGUUGCUCGCAGCCAGAACGCGUACAUCGUCAAGCGCAAGGGUGUCCAGUUCUCGCGCGACCCGCUGAACUUGGUUAACCUUCACUCCCGCAAGCACGGCGGCUUUGUCAACACCAAGGCUGUCGGCAUCGCACCCGCUGAGGGCGAUAAGGGAGGCGUGACCCUCAUCACCAAGAAGGCCGGAAACGCACAGCGCCCUGCUGCUGCCACCUCGACCACCAUCAACGGCAGCAAGUCCAACCGCAAGACCUACAAGAGCGUCGCCAACACCGUCGCCAAGGGCUACAGAGGUGACCUCCGCGCCGCCGCCGUGUCCCGCGCCUCCGCUAUUCGCAAGUCGCAGCGUGGCGUCAAGGAGCGCCCAGCGAGCGCACCGCGUGGCGUCAAGGCCAAGAAGGCCGCCGCUGCUGCUGAGGAGAACUAG
Molecule: messenger RNA, 579 nt
Organism: Pseudogymnoascus destructans
Lineage: Eukaryota; Fungi; Ascomycota; Leotiomycetes; Thelebolales; Thelebolaceae
Exons: 5
Coding region: 106-579 (157 amino acids)
Biological process (GO): translation
Cellular component (GO): ribosome; cytosolic large ribosomal subunit
Molecular function (GO): structural constituent of ribosome
Source: RefSeq, a predicted model, not a curated record